Molecule: messenger RNA, 564 nt
Organism: Pieris macdunnoughi
Lineage: Eukaryota; Metazoa; Arthropoda; Insecta; Lepidoptera; Pieridae
Source: the annotation of a GenBank genome assembly
AUGGCUGACGUAGACGUCCAAGUCCAAUACACCACCACCGAGCGGAAGACCAGAAAGGUCAAAAAGACUUCUAAGCGUAGGGAGUCCAAGGAUGGUGAGGUCACAGUCACCGAGCUGGAUCAGACCAACACCACCACGAAUGUCAACGACGAUGGCGAAUACACCAAGGCGAUGAACAAGGACUGGCAUAGCGGACACUUCUGCUGCUGGCAGUGCGACGAGUCCCUCACGGGUCAACGCUACGUGCUCAGAGAUGAGCAUCCUUUCUGCAUCAAGUGCUACGAAAGCGCCUUCGCCAACGGCUGUGAGGAGUGCAACAAGACCAUCGGUAUCGACUCCAAGGACCUGUCGUACAAGGACAAGCACUGGCACGAGGCCUGCUUCCUCUGCGCCAAGUGCCGUGUGUCUCUUGUGGACAAGCAGUUCGGCUCCAAGCACGAUAAGAUCUACUGUGGAAACUGCUACGACGCUCAGUUCGCUAGCCGCUGCGAUGGUUGUGGGGAGGUGUUCCGUGCUGACAUGGCACCGCAUGAGGCAUGCGGUGCAUUAGACCCAAAAAGUUGA